Mustela erminea (ermine) is the source of this 2333-nucleotide messenger RNA. RefSeq names its product apolipoprotein B mRNA editing enzyme catalytic polypeptide like 4 (gene APOBEC4). Lineage: Eukaryota; Metazoa; Chordata; Mammalia; Carnivora; Mustelidae. The coding region runs from base 719 to 1819 and encodes 366 amino acids. The transcript is spliced from 3 exons. The record is from RefSeq and is a predicted model, not a curated record.
GCUUUCAUGCAGACUGGAAUAUGCAUUCAUGUAUAUUUUCAUCUUCGGAACAGGUGGUUUGAAAUGCAAAUAAAGUAAUAAGUGUCAGAGCCGUAUCCUAGCAGUAGCUACUUUGCAAACGUUACCAUGGCACCGAUUCAACACUGUUCUUAGAGGCAGCCACACCUCAGCAAGGUUUUUCUAACUUGGGACAGCAAAGUUCAAAGGAACUAACAGACACAAACUGCAAAAGAGUCCCGAACCGAUUGGGGAGGUGAAGCUCGCCAGCACGACCAGCCUCGGGAGCCCCUCGAAACAGGGCAUGGUACUGAAAGGAGGAAAAAAGGGAGCGGACCAUCUUCUAGAACACCUGGAAUGUUAUCCAAGCCUGGAGACAAAAUGAUGAUGAAGGUGAUCCAAGAAAAGUCUUCGAAAGACCCUCUGAAAAAGUGGAGGCUCCACCCAUGGGGAACCACAGCUGACUGACAGUGAAAAGCAAGAAUGAACCUCCAGAGUUCGCCCACCCCCGUGCCCUAUGGAGGCCACCAGUCCUUAAGAUCUCCUUAAAGACAGGAAGGAUGCAUCCUUCCCAGCUAAAACAGCUAAAACACCAGACGGAGUACAAAGAGAAGAGUACUUAGAAAAACAGGUGGGACUUCCCAUACUGCCUUUAUUUUGAAAGAUACAAAGACUUCUGCUUCCCAUAAGGGGUUGCAGCUAGAAGACCAUAAAUCUAGCAAUGGAACCUAUAUAUGAAGAAUACCUAGCAAAUCGUGGAACAAUAGUAAAACCUUAUUACUGGCUAAGCUUCUCUCUAGAUUGUUCGAACUGUCCUUACCAUAUUCGGACAGGAGAAGAAGCAAGAGUUCCCUAUACAGAAUUUCAUCAGAUUUUUGGAUUCCCUUAUGGGCCAGUGUAUCCUCAAACAAAGCACCUCACGUUUUAUGAGCUAAAAACUUCUUCUGGAAGCCUGGUGCAAAAGGGCCACGCUAGCAGUUGCACUGAGAACAAUACCCAUCCAGAAUCGAUGCUAUUCGAGAUGAAUGGUUAUUUUGACGCAGCCCGACACAAAAACAAUGCUAUCAGGCAUAUCAUUCUGUAUUCCAACAACUCUCCUUGUAAUGAAGCCAACCACUGCUGCAUCAGCAAAAUGUACAAUUUCUUAAUAAUGUAUCCAGAUGUUACUCUCAGCAUUUACUUUUCUCAGCUCUAUCAUACUGAGGCCGAAUUUCCUGCCUCGGCGUGGAACCGGGAAGCUCUCCGGAGCCUGGCCAGUUUAUGGCCACAGGUCACCUUGAGCCCAAUAAGUGGUGGAAUUUGGCAUUCUCUCCUCAACAGCUUUGUGAGUGGUGUCUCAGGACCCACUGUUUUCCAGCCCAUUUUAACCGGGAGAGCACUGGCUGAUAGGCACAACGCAUAUGAAAUCAACAGGAUAACAGGAGUGAAACCUUAUUUCACUGAUGUUCUUCCCCAGACAAAAGAGAAUCAGAACAUAAAAGCUCAGGCGGCUUUAGAGAGCUACCCCUUCAACAAGGUCUUUCCUGGGCAGUAUCUUCAAGUGACACGUGGACAACCGCAACCCAAUCUGACCCCAGACCUCAGAGUUCCCGUCGUUUUUGUGUUGGUGCCUUUCAGAGACCUACCACCAAUCCAUGUGCGUCAAAAUGCACACAAACCCAGGAUUAUUGUGAGGCACUUAAAUAUGCCUCAAAUGUCAUUCCUGGACACCAAGGAACCCAGAAGGCCUCCCAUGGGAACGCCAGCGGAGAGAGUGGAAAUCACGGAGCAGGUUGCAAGUACCAAAGAAGCAGAUGAAAAGAAGAAGAAAGGGAAAAAAUAAAAUCUAUAUUUCUACAACACGAGACCAAACAACUAUGAAAGGACAAAUUCAAUAGCAAAGAAAAAUCUUGGGUCUGAUCCAAGAUGGGAGAUGAACUGAUACACUAAAAGCAAAACCUGAAAUAUUUGCUAUCUCAACUGCUAUAAAGCUACCCAACUUUUACCAUAAUCCAAGAUGUGUUCAUAAGCAACUUGACCUCUCUCCUUUAUUUUGAAAGCGACAGUAUCAAAAUGGAGCCAUUAGUACCUUAUUAAUACUUUGGUGUGGAAAAGAAAACGUCAUUAUUCUAGUCUACCCACCCAUCUUGCCACCGAAAAAGGCCAUGGACUAAACAGCUUCCUAAAUUGGUUUUAGUAUAAAAAUUUACUAUAAAAUUGGAAAACAGCCUGAAGUUACUGACAUUAAGUACGGUCUGCAAAAGCAAACCAGUGAUUUUCCAUUAAUUGUUAAUCAUGAACAGAAGACCUUAGGCAGUCCAUUUUUUUCCUAAAGUGAUUCAAAAUAGUUUUUUAUG